Messenger RNA from Bombus terrestris (buff-tailed bumblebee), 8493 nucleotides. It is a transcript of the gene zfh1, whose product is annotated as zinc finger protein 1. The record is from RefSeq and is a predicted model, not a curated record. The transcript has 9 exons. Lineage: Eukaryota; Metazoa; Arthropoda; Insecta; Hymenoptera; Apidae. Gene Ontology annotation, molecular function: DNA-binding transcription factor activity, RNA polymerase II-specific; RNA polymerase II cis-regulatory region sequence-specific DNA binding. The coding region runs from base 95 to 2329 and encodes 744 amino acids. Gene Ontology annotation, biological process: regulation of transcription by RNA polymerase II; anatomical structure development.
GACGCGCUGCUGCUACCGAAGCAUUCAACCUGGCGGAAUUGUCGAAGAAACGCAAGACGUACCUCGGGGAGCACUGGCUCGCGCUCACGCGAAUAUGAGCAUGACUCUCGUCCGCAAUACGUUCAAAGGUUGCAGCGAGGACGAGGCAGCAGGUGUCGUGAACGCGGAGGUGGGCGGAGGUUGCGCGGCCGGGGCGCCAACCACAGGAAGUGGCGUUGGAGGUGGUAGCGGCACAGGUAGCGAAGCCGGUGGUGGUGGUGGAGGCGGUGGUGGAGCAGGAACAGGAACAGGAGGAGGCGGAGGAGCCGUCCGUGGUGGCGGCGGCAGCGGUGGCGGCGAGGGCGGAUCGACGAAGCAGGGUGGCGAGAAGUGUCCCCAGUGCGGCUUCCUCUGUCGGGACGUCCACGUGCUUCAGCUCCAUCUCGAGGACACGCACAAGACCCCGUACGCCAUCGACAAGAACGAUCUCAACGCUCAAUUCCCUCAAGUGUCCUGCAGGGUGUGCAGCAAGACUUUUGCUAACGUCUACCGACUCCAGAGGCACAUGAUCAGCCAUGAUGAGAGUGCCGUGCUUCGUAAGUUUAAGUGUCCCCAUUGCGAGAAAGCCUUCAAGUUUAAGCAUCACCUCAAGGAGCACCUUCGCAUUCACAGCGGUGAAAAGCCAUUCCUAUGCAACAACUGCGGCAAGCGCUUCUCCCAUUCGGGCUCGUAUUCGAGUCAUAUGACCUCGAAGAAGUGCCUGAUAGUAAACUUAAAAAAAUCCAGGCAUACGAAUGUGAGCAACGUGGAUCGUGGGCCGAAAAAGGCGCAACAACCCCUGCCGCCGGGGCGGCGCGAGGUCGAUCUGCUCGCGGCGAAUAAUAACACUUUCCUCCCUAUUCUGCCGAAGCUUUCACCCUCGGAUUAUCAGGAGAUACAACGGGAAGGAGCGGGUAUUUACGACAUGCCGACCCUUCUGCCGCAAAUGAUGGGCUUCGGCAGUUACUUUCUGCAGGCAUCCUUGGGCAAGAUCUUAAACCAGCUACAUUCCAAGAGAUUGGACGAGGUAGCCGAGAAAUUCGAGUCUCAUCGGGAACUCAUGAGCCCGUCGACGGCGGACUCUGAGGGCACAGAAGGCACAGAGGGUAAAGAAUCACCAGCACCGACCGAUCCUCAAGGUCUUGACGCGGUUCGACGUAUCCUUGAAACGGUGAACACCUCCGUCACGAAACAACUGCUCGAGGCGAACGUGAGGAAAUUGUCCACCUCGCCGGCCACGAUGAAACGAGAGUUCGAGGAGGAUUAUCAAGAUCAAGACAGCGAGAUGUCCAGCGAGAUGGCACAUUAUCCAGACUGGUCAGCAGCGGAUCAAUAUGAUUCGCAGAGUGAAGGUUUGGCGGCGAAGCUCGAGGACGUGAAUCAACCCAGUGCGAAAUCAGGUUACAAGAGAAAAGCGGAGGAUAGCUCGGAGGCGGACUCGGAGGACGAGGAGGAUGGUACACAGACGCACAAUGAUAACGGAAGGAGAGUCAGGGCUAGAUCUUUGAUAGACGAUGAGCAAUUGGCUGUUCUCAAGGGUUACUAUGCCAUUAAUCCUCGACCCAAGAAGGAGGAGAUCAUCAUGAUCGCCAAUUACAUCAAUUUUCCUACUCGUGUCGUACAGGUUUGGUUCCAAAAUUCCCGAGCGAGGGACCGACGAGAAUCGAAGAUACCACCUUUAGUACCAUUGGCAAAUUCGACCAGUCAGACCGCGUACGAACAACCAUUAGAUUUGUCGAAGAAAGAAGCUCUCACAGAGACGACGUGCAAAGACAGUGAAACUGUUUGUGCAAAAUUCACAUCAUCGUCUCCCGUUGAAGCGAAAAACGAUAAUGCGCUGUCGCAUAAUCAAGACGCGGAUGAUCUGGAGGAUUCGCCUCUCGUUAUUGACGAAGAAACCACCGAUUCUGUAGAAACGAAACGUACGGCCCCGAUGGGGGGAGAAAUUGUUCCGAAGAGUCAACCUCAGACAAAUGUAAAGAACGAAAGUGAAAACGCAAGUCAACCAGAGGCUUCGCCAGCAGCGGAGAUCGAGCAGGGUGUCUACUUCUGUGAUCGGUGUGACAAAACAUUCUCCAAGCACAGUUCCCUAGCAAGACACAAAUAUGAACAUUCCGGGCAAAGGCCGUACAAAUGCGUGGAGUGCCCAAGGGCGUUCAAGCACAAGCACCAUCUGACCGAACACAAGCGACUGCACAGCGGCGAAAAGCCCUUCCAGUGCUCCAAGUGCCUCAAGCGCUUCUCUCACUCCGGCUCCUACAGCCAACACAUGAAUCAUCGUUACUCUUACUGCAAGCCGUAUAGAGAAUAGAAGUAUUCCCGCUAGUUGAAAUGAAAACUCUCUCGCUGACUUAGCUAAGUAUGUAUGGUCCUUUUUUCCUUCUACGACAAGGGACUCAGCAUUUAAUGAAGAAAAAGCGAAUUUAAAAACGGGAAAUAAUAUUAUAUUUCGCGACAAAAUAAAACGCCUGGGAACCACGUUAGGAGAACGGCAAAUACACCUAGCGACGAAUUUUUCCAAACGCGAUCUCGCGCACGCAUUUUACCCGCGAAAAGGCUUGCGUUAAACACAGCAAAUAAUAAUUAAAGCCUAAAAAAUAUAUUUAACUGGAGAAGGAAACGCAUGUUGAUCGAAAGGGAAAAUGAAAAAUGAAAUGCCAUUCUGAAGAAAAAAGAAAAAGAACAGACGAUUGAGUGAUACGUUAUAUUAAAAAGAUUAAAGAAGAUAGCGAAUGAGACUUGAUAGUCGCGACUCUCCUGUACGAGCAAACAACAUCGUCCAAGUGUCACGUGAGUUUCUUCUCAAGUUCGUUCUCGCUGAAACAAAGAAAGAAGUUAAAAAUGAUAAAAAAAAAAGGAAGCAGAAAAGUGAAAAGUAAAAAAAAAAUGAAUUCGCAGCGACUCUGAGUCGACGAGAAUUAAAAAAAAGGAAACCAAAUACGCAACGGUACCAAAAAUGCAUAAUGCAAUAAUCUAUUAUAUAUUAUAUAUAAUAUACAUAAUAUUUUAGUAUUUUUAUUAACAAGAUUAUUAUAUAUACCAUGACAAUAAUAAGGAAACUAAUUAACGUACAAAUUUGUUAGCCACGUUCGCACGGGGCACGCGAUGUAAUUCAGUCGCGACGCGCAAAUUGGCGAAGGGAUAUGGUGAGGUGAUUUGAAUGUUUCAUUUUUGACCGAGUUGCGCAUGUGCAGUUGUACAUUUAAUAACGAACGAACUAAAAUUCGAAGUAAUACGAAGUAAUAUCCUGUACUGGAAAGUAACAAUGUUUAAAUAGUGCAAAAACCAAUUUCUAGAUAUUUUUACCAAAUAAUUAAUUUACAAGGAAGAAAGGAAAGUUAAAAGUGGUGGAAAAAUAAUCUUUCGUUUCUGAGACAUCCAAUCGAAUGAUAUUCUUCAGCCUUAAUUCCUUCGUUCACUAAUGUUUUGGAACAGCACGAAGUUUGAAACAUAUUAAGAAUUCAAAGUAUAAAUAUUCAUAUUAUUAAAAAGACAAAAAAAAAAGAUAAGUGCGCGCGUGCAAUUGGAUAAGAACGAACACCAAAGGUAAAUGCUGGGAAAGGUUGAAGCACCGGACAAAAAGAGAAUACAUUUGAAUUUAAACUGCUAAACUGAGAGAGCUUAAACGCAAAUUCCGAUGAAUCGCUGAGAACGGAGACUAGAAUUUCUAGUCGCCUGGUCUAUCCUCACCGUCGAGAGAGCUUUUUUCAAGCUCGAUGCAGGAGGAUUCGGCCAAAUUACGAUUUAUUAUAGCGUCGAGGUAUUUCUGGGCCUUAUCUAUCGGUGAUCGAUGCCAUAACGAAUAACUUUUGAUUCUUGUGUACUUACUUUAAAUCCAAAUCACAUCUUCGUAUAUUUCCAUAAUGUUACGUGAGAGAUUCAUAUAUUUCAAGUUCAUUUUUUUUGCAGAUCUCACGAUAGUUUUAUAAUACCAAUCGUAUAUAAAUUAGUUCUUACUCUCAGUUAUUAACGCUAGAACUAUCAAAUAUGUUAACCCCUUAACCUACGAUUUACGUUCGAGAAUUUUGGGCCGAAAACGUAAACAAACUCGCGCAGUCUACGGGCUAUACCCGUAAUAUUUACGUUUGGCCCGGUCAUCGUACUACGGGCUAUCCCCGUAGUUGUAGGUUAAGGGGUUAAGAUGCCUGUCUCUAGCUUUCUUUUUCUUUGUUUGUUUGUAAUUACUAAAAACACGUAAAAGCUUUUGAUAAAAUUAAUGUUAAAGUAUAUUUGGGUAAAAAUACGAUUAUAUACUUGUACUUUACUUUUAUCCUACUAUCUUAAUUACAAUUAUUUAUAUAUUUGUAUUUUAUAUUCUAGUGUCAAUUUUAGUAAUUAUUUAAGUAUUUUAUACAUUUUUUUCUCUUUCUGUAAGUUAAAUUUUCGUUAUCUUCUUGAAUUAUUCAGACAUACGAUUAAGUUAAGCUUCAAGCAAUGCACGUAUUUCUUGAUUUAUUCAACAUUGUUAUUAUUUAAUAUUUGAAUCUCCGCGUAUCAUCCAUUUACGCUAAAAAGAAAAGAUUUAGAAAAGCGAAUGUUUUGCAUCGUAGGAAGAAACAAAAAAAAAUGCCUUAAACAUUCCGUAAAAAUCAACGUGCUACCGGUGCUCCUUUUUUUAGUUAUUCAUAGAUCACGAAGCAUCACCAUGGCCUCUCGUACUUUUUGUAGAGCUCAUGUGGUCUCGUUGUCAUCAUAAGAGAUUUCAAUUGAACCCGACGAGCUCAUCACAUUUGUUUCUGGCGCCUGAAAGGGAAAUGGCAUCGAGAACCUUGCAAUACAAAAGCAAAAAAAAAAAAAAAAGAAAAGAAGAAAAAAAAGAAAUACAAAAGGAAAACAUUGAGAAAAAGUCCCUUCACCGAGAUCCGGGCCCCGAUCAUAAACUCUAAGUAUAAUAUUAAAAUGCUUCCAAUACUGUACUAUUAAAACAGAAAAAAAAUUAUUAUUACACAAUUUUUAUGAUUUUAUUCGUUCGGACGCGUAGGUAAGCGAUAUAUAUAAAUAUAUAUAUAAUCUACAGAUCGAUAAUACUCGAGAAUUGUAUUUUAUAACGGUUUAUGCCUCUUUUUAUUUACACGUACCACGAGUGACAAGUGAUAUAUAUAUAUAUAUUAUAUUAUAUAAAUAUAUAUAUUGUUAUUGAUAAAAAAAAUUGAUAAAAAGAAACGACGACUUAUACGGGGAUACACGGCAGAAAAAAAGAAAAGGUGUAACGUUUAAAGGGCCGCGCCAAAAAAGUAGUGUCGUGUUCGGCCGAGCGGGGCGCCACCGUUGCAUUUCCUCCGCGUCUAGAAGCUCCGGUUAUCCGCGACAGGCAUCGUGUCCGUAUUACGAGAUAAAACGGAAAAAAUCCAGAUAUGAUGCUUAUAAUACUCAUUUAUUAUAGUGUUAAUAGUUAAGAAAUAUAUUUUUAUAUUAUUAUAAUAUUACGACACGAUAUAUUAUAUAUAUAGUACUAAUCGAUCGCCGCGGAUACGUGAACCCGCGACGACGAGUCUGUUCCUCGGCUGGUACAGAUACGCGAGAAUAUUCUAUUUUUAUUUUCUAGUUUUUGAGACUCGAUCGUAAACGAUUCAACGUUCCUGUGCAAUCACUUUGUUAUUUUUCUUCGUUAUUUCUCAUCAUUACGUGUUAUGUUCACUAUCUUUUUACAUUAAUUUGUUUUUAUUUGUAUAAUUUCUCUUCUUUCUUUUUUAAGGAUCUUUUUCAUCGUUGAUAUAUAUGAUAAUUUACCGGCAUUCCUUAAGUAUUUUUCCUUUCUAUGAUUUUACACAAAAAUUUGUAUUCGUAUGUUAAGUUUCGUCGGUUAUCGAUUUUCAAUUAUAUAUAAUUAUUCUAACUCUAAAAAAAACGCCUCGAUUCUGUACUUUCGAAUACUUUCACGACCAACGGGUUUAGGACAUCAGGAAGAAAAAGCAGGAAAUUUACGAAGACAAUAUUGCAUACGUAUAAGUGACUAAAUGAAGAAUAAAAAAAAUUAUAUAUAUAAAUAUAAAUAUAUAAAUAUAUUAAUAUAGAUAUAUAAAGAUAGAAAUAUUUGCUCUGAUUCGGGAGUAUUUGCAACCUGCUCGCCUCGAUGUAUGUAUAUACGUACUAUUAAAAAUAACAGACACAGACUACAGCGUAAUUUUUGCCAGCUUUCGCGCAUCGGCAUCGGUUAUGUCUCCGUUAUUUCCUAAACUAUUACGUGAAAACUACGUAAAAAAAAAAAAAAAAAAAAAGGAAAAAAGAUGAAAUAAUUAAACUAAAAGUGAAUAAUAACUCAUACGAGCAUGAUGAAACAAAACGAAAUAUGAGAAAACAAGGAGAGAAAUACAAGGAAAAAAAGAAGAAAAAAAAUUGUUAAUGAUUGUUGAUGCAACGAUUUAAAAAAAAUGAGCACCGUACGAUGCCUUCCGUGAACGACCGAGCUUGCCUAGUUACCGAAAUAAUAUAGAAAUUCAAUGAUUCGAUCUCGAUAUGAAUUAUCUCGUCGAAAGUAACGCUAUCCCUGCGAUGCCUCUCCCAUCUGUCGAACGAUUGUUUCCUGUAACCGCAGACAAUAAAUAUAAAGCGAGUAAAUGGCGUGCCAUAAAUGAAUCUUCGUAAAGUUGUAAAGAACACUACGAUACCGACACGUAGAGUAUAUGUACCUCUGUAUUCGUGUUUGAUUGAAAAGUGUUCUAGGACGAAUUCCAUGAGAGUAUAUAUUGUGAUUUUUCUCUAAAGAGGGGGAUGCACGUGGGGAUAACAAACAUAUUUGCUUUAAAUUGUAUUCGACGAACACUGGUGGUUAUGCCAUCGAGCUUUCCAUGACUACGUUACAUAAGCACCAGAAUCGUGCGUGUGUGCGUGUAUUGCGUGUAUGUACACCAAAAAAUACUCGGAAAUAAAAUACGGCAGGACAAUAAUAAUACCGUUUCUUUUUAGAAAUUAGAGAGCGUAAGCAUUAAUUACAAUAGUACAUAUAAUAUAUAUAUAAAAAUUGUAAGUGUGAAAAAAAAGAUAAAUUUGCUAAAUGCAGAGAAGUCUGCACGUGUACGCACAAGAACGCAUCCCUUGCGUGUACGUGGAUACACGUGUGUACACAGCACAGCAUGUAUGUACAUAGGUAAUACAUUCGUAAGGUUACAUUUAGUCGCCAGGAAUAGCGAUGCGGAUGUUAUUGUAACAGUGAAGUGUAAUAUGCGGUAGAUACUUUGAGAGGACGGUGGGGGAAAAAAAUAUAAAAACCGGAAGGUUCCAGCUGCGUAGUGGAUGCAGUGCCUUCUCCGGGUGAAAUGAUCUCGUGGUGUUGAAGCGAGCGGUUGCAAAACAGCUCGAUAAGCAAUUUGUAUUGUAUAAUAUUUUAAUCUAAUAUUUUAAUCUAAAUUUCAAUGAAAAUUUAUCACGGAGAAUUGUAAUUGUACCAGUUUCGUUUCAGAUUGACAUAUUUUUAAGUUAUCGUUCGUCUUGCAAUGCAGUCACCAAAAUAAGGAGCAUGAAAUUGAAUUCGAAACUCAUUUCAGGAUAAUAGUCACUUUUUGGAGAAGGAAUAUAUAUAUUCUUAUAAUUAAAAGUAUGUUAUUCUAACCAAAACGAUCUCUUUUUAAAAGUUCGAUCGUUGAUAAUGGGCAUUUGAGAUAGAGAAAUAAAAUAGAGAAAAAAGAAGAAGGAAAGAAAUAAAAAGUAUAAUGGAAGAGGGAGGAUGUUGGAAGGAUCGAACACUGCGCGCACUACGCGGCGAACUUUCGAAGCACGAAUCGAUGAAUUUGGUUAAAACGGAAACGGGAGCCGAACCUGUUACACACUGCGGAAAGAAGCAGCAGAUAAAAAGAAAAUGAAAUUUAAAAAAAUAAUGUAUUGUGACGAAGUUCCAUCCAUAAUAAAAUAAAUGAAAAUAUUAUACAGUUAGGCCGACUUUUCCGCCAGUUCGUGCCUUUUUUCUGCAGGGAGAGAGAGUGCAGUUUUGGAAUCGAUCUGAAUGGUGUAUGCUAUUGAUGUACCGCCUACUAAUAGAAAAACAUGGAUAAGGAACAGGAAAGAAAGAAAGAAUAAGACAAAGAAAUUGAGAAGGAAGAGUAUAAUGUUAGAACCGUUAACGAUCUUAGAGAUCGUGAUGAAAUUAUGGGCGGACAGAAGAGACAGGAUAUGAGGAAUUAAUUAUGGAGAUAAAUCGAACGAGUUUAUGUUUGACAUGAUGACAAAGUAUGUGUCCUGUAAUGCAUUAUUCUCGAAGAACAUUACGAGCACGCGAAAUUAUGUCAGACGUUGGUGAGAGAGAACAGCGCGUAACGCAAGAAAAGAAACGAAGAAGGAGAAAAGAGGUGCGAGAUUAAAUGUGUAAACAGUCGAAACUGAAUGAUGUGAAUGAAAAGAGAGAAUGAAAAGGAAUGUGUGUGCGUGUGAAAGGAAGAACGGGAGGGAGAGAAAGUAAGUGAGAGAAAGAAUUCUAGCAAUUGUUGAACGUUCAUUAAAUUGUCCUCGUUUCACGAUGUAAUAAAGGCUAUUUUACUUUGA